Mesoplodon densirostris (Blainville's beaked whale) is the source of this 1496-nucleotide messenger RNA. It is a transcript of the gene PPIL3, whose product is annotated as peptidylprolyl isomerase like 3. The coding region runs from base 485 to 1048 and encodes 187 amino acids. Gene Ontology annotation, biological process: protein peptidyl-prolyl isomerization; protein folding. The record is from RefSeq and is a predicted model, not a curated record. Gene Ontology annotation, molecular function: peptidyl-prolyl cis-trans isomerase activity. The transcript is spliced from 9 exons. Gene Ontology annotation, cellular component: catalytic step 2 spliceosome. NCBI's taxonomy places the organism in Eukaryota, Metazoa, Chordata, Mammalia, Artiodactyla, Ziphiidae.
GUCCUUAUGGUUUUGCGUCUGAGCCCAAAGCACUUCUAGAGGUUGACCAGAGUUACGCUUCUUGUCCUAGUGUAAUUAUUAAAAGAUAAUUUUGACCCUUUCAUAGUCAGAAGUGUUCCUGGUGGGGAGAAAUUGGUGUCUCCCUAGUUCUAGUCGUUUGGUUUGAGACAGGGAGGAGGGGGCGGAGGGAGGAGGCGAGCAGGUGAGGGGCGUUCUCUCUAAUGGGUCCCUUGCUCGACUUCCGGUGGCCUGAAGAAACUUAGUUUCGAAUCUACAGACCCGUGGGGGUAACUGCGAUUGCACCUUUGCCCUUUUAACAACCGAUGUGCUAAUCGAAGUGGUUAAAGGCUCGUUUUUGAACUUCUCUCAGUAAACUGAGAAAGUAACAGUACUUCCUGAAAGCAUCAAGAAGAAAAAUGGUGGACAACUAUUGUAAGAAGAGAAUUUAAAAAGGAAGCCUCAGAAGUAUUCCACCCUCUCUGGAAUGGGAAAUACAACUUAUCUCUCAGAGCUACUGUGUGGGUGGAUCAUCUCUGAAAUGGUGUUUCUUUCCGUUUUUAUUCAGUCGGUGACACUGCAUACAGAUGUAGGUGAUAUUAAAAUAGAAGUCUUCUGUGAGAGGACACCCAAAACAUGUGAAAAUUUCUUGGCUCUUUGUGCCAGUAAUUACUACAAUGGCUGUAUAUUUCAUAGAAAUAUCAAGGGUUUCAUGGUUCAAACAGGAGAUCCGACAGGUACUGGAAGAGGAGGUUGCAGUAUCUGGGGCAGGAAAUUUGAAGAUGAAUACAGUGAAUAUCUUAAGCACAACGUUAGAGGUGUUGUAUCUAUGGCUAAUAAUGGCCCAAACACCAAUGGAUCUCAGUUCUUCAUCACCUAUGGGAAGCAGCCACAUCUGGACAUGAAAUACACAGUAUUUGGAAAGGUAAUAGAUGGUCUGGAGACUCUAGAUGAAUUGGAGAAGUUACCAGUAAAUGAGAAGACAUAUCGACCUCUUAAUGAUGUACACAUUAAGGACAUAACUAUUCAUGCCAACCCAUUUGCUCAGUAGCUAUAAUAGACCUGGACAAAUACUUGGCAAACUAUUCAAGGAACACACCUAUUAUGGUUUACCCAGUUUUAAUUAUGUCAGAGAUUGCAUCAUUAUACAACUUGUUUACAACUAAGAUCUACUUGUUUACAGCUAAGAUCUUCUGUGAGUUGGUGGUACCAAGGGAAGCCAAACAGCUUUUUUUUUUUUUUUUUUUUUUUUGGCGUUACGCGGGCCUCUCACUGCUGUGGCCUCUCCCGCUGCGGAGGACAGGCUCCGGACGUGCAGGCUCAGUGGCCAUGGCUCACGGGCCCAGCCGCUCUGCGUCAUGUGGGAUCUUCCCGGACCGGGGCACGAACCCGUGUCCCCUGCAUCGGCAGGCGGACUCUCAAGCACUACACCACCAGGGAAGCCCCAAACAGCUUUUACUCCUAUUCGUAGAGGGUAAUCUUUACUGUAACUAUUACCU